This is a messenger RNA of Myotis myotis, 2920 nucleotides long. RefSeq names its product galactose-3-O-sulfotransferase 2 (gene GAL3ST2). The record is from RefSeq and is a predicted model, not a curated record. Gene Ontology annotation, cellular component: membrane. Gene Ontology annotation, molecular function: galactosylceramide sulfotransferase activity. The transcript has 3 exons. The coding region runs from base 597 to 1850 and encodes 417 amino acids. Lineage: Eukaryota; Metazoa; Chordata; Mammalia; Chiroptera; Vespertilionidae. Gene Ontology annotation, biological process: glycolipid biosynthetic process; glycoprotein biosynthetic process.
AAUCCUUGCACAUGUCCUCUCUGGACAAAGGCUCUGUGCCCUUUAACUCAGAGGUCCUGAGAGGUGGUGCCAAUCACGACAGUGAGGGACAGCCCUACACUAUGGGGCGCCCCGUCCCAGCCUGUCCCUUCCCUGAUCUGGUCACCGUGUCUCCCUCGGGUGUCCCAGCCCAGGGACUAUGGCCUGAACCCCCUGCCGAGUUCCUGGAACCCAGGCGGGCCCUCUAAGUGUCCUCUUUCGUGGGGCUCCUCCCCUUCUGUGGGGGCGGAGUGCCAGGAUGUACUACCUCUCGGCCCCCACCCAGGAUGUGUCCCUGGGGUGUGAGUUCAGGGGUCUCAGUCAGGCCAGUCUCCAGGGACCCCUGACCUGCUCUCACCUCCACCUGUCAGAUCCCUGCCCACUUCCCAGAGAAGGGCUCUGCCUCUUGGCUUCCCCUGGCUUUGGGCAGUGGGUAGUGUGGCAGGGGGCCAGCGGGGAGUAGAGUCUGAUGAUCCACCCACCCAGGGCCUGCACGGGCCGGCACACAGCACAGGGCCCAGCCUGUGGCACAUGAGGGGCAGAGGGUAUAGCCACUUCGGUUCAAUAGGAGCUGUUACAUGGAUGAUGCUGAGCUGAGGUGGGUGGGGUGGGUGGCAUCGGUCCCUCCUGUGCCCCUGACGGGGGGGCUCACUGGUUCCCCUGCCCACAGGCGCUUCUGGACCCUCCUCCUCCUGACCCUGCUCCUGCUCCUGCUGGUUGGCCUCCUGCAUGUGGAUGUGGAAAUGCUCACACCCCUACUCCGGGGCCAGACUGAGGGGCUGCCCGUCACCAACAUCAUGUUUCUCAAGACGCACAAGACCGCCAGCAGCACGGUGCUCAACAUCCUCUUCCGUUUUGCUGAGAGGCACAACCUGUCGGUGGCGCUGCCAGUCGGCUCGCGCUUCCACCUGGGCUACCCCUGGCUCUUCCUGGCGCGCUACGUGGAGGGCAUGGGGCAGGAUGGCCCACAGCGGCACUUCAACAUCAUGUGCAACCACCUGAGGUUUAACCUGCCCGAGGUGCAGAAAGUGAUGCCCAACGACACUCUAUACUUUUCCAUCCUCAGAAACCCCAUCUUCCAGCUGGAGUCCUCCUUCACCUACUACAGACGCGACGCGCCCGCCUUCAGGGCCGCCCCGAGCCUGGACGCCUUCCUGGCGGCCCCGCACACCUACUACAACCAGAACCUGAGCAACGCUUACGCCCGGAACCACAUGUGGUUCGACCUGGGCUUCGACCCCAACGCGCCGGUGGAGGAGAGCUACGUCCGCGCGCGCCUGGCCGAGGUGGAGCAGCGCUUCCAGCUGGUGCUCAUCGCCGAGCACUUCGACGAGUCCAUGGUGCUGCUGCGGCGCCGGCUUCGCUGGCGGCUGGACGACGUGGUCUCCUUCAAGCUCAACUCGCGCAGCCAGCGCACCGUCACCCGCCUGACGCCCGAGGGCCAGGAGCGCGCCAAGCGCUGGUGCGCCCUGGACUGGCACCUCUACCAGCACUUCAACCGCACCUUCUGGGCCUCAGUGCGCGCCGAGCUGGGCCCACGGCGACUGCGCUCCGAGGUGGCGAGGCUUCGGGCGCGGCGGCGUGAGCUGGAAGCCCUGUGCCUGCAGGACCGCGCGCCCAAGAACAAGACGCAGAUCACCGACCGCAGGCUGCAGCCGUUCCAGUCCGGGGAGGCCAGCAUCCUGGGCUACAACCUCAGGCAGGGCUUGGACAACGAGACGCUGCGCAUGUGUCAGCGGAUGGUCAUGCCCGAGCUCCAGUACAUGGCCCACUUGUACACCCUGCAGUUCCCCGAAAAGCCCCCCAAGGACAUCCCCUUCCUGAAGGCAUAGCCCCUCCGUUUGAUGCCCGUCCCUCUGCUGUCACGCUGGGAGGCCCUGGGCACGGCCUCAGGCUCCUAGCUGGGCUCCUGGGAUUACAGCUGCCCACUCCCAGUGUCCAGUGAGGAAAACGCCUGCAGGGGGAGCUCAUGUUGGACGCAGUCCCGGAAGAGAGCCUGUUUGUUGUUCGUGGGGAGGGACUGAGGGCGCCCUGCCUGGCAGGACAUGAUUCCUGGCUGCUUGGGGGCCCAGCGGUGAGAGUGGGAUGCACACAGUCAGUGUCUUAUGCCCUUCAAAACACGUGGUGCCCGGAGCGCUGGAGGAAUAGCUGCUCUCACAGCUCAGCCUGGAGGCUCAGCCUGGCCUGCCUGCCCGGUGCUGGGGGCCCUUCCUUUCCCCUCAGGACCUCCAGCUCAGAGGACCUGGCAGCUGGGCUGGGCACCUGCAGCGGGUGCUCCUGUGUGUAGGUAUGUCCACACUUUUCAGGUGAAUCAGCAUUUCAAAGAAGGGGAGCCCCCCAAAUGAUCAGAACAGGAGGCAGCCGCUCCCUGGAACACUGGGAACUGAGGACGUGGCCCUUGUCUUCUCCCAGGAGGGGCAAACUUUUCCAAAGUGAUUUUUCAGCCACAGAGCAGGGUACAAAACAAGCUUUCCUAGUACCAUGGCUUGUUAGGAGGACACUCCUCACGGCACUACCACCAGGUGACUUCAGCUCGUUAGGAAAACCUGGUCCAGUUAAGACAGGUCAGUAAGCCAGGGGAAGUAGGAGAGGAAAAUUGAGACAAAUAUUUAAAUGACCUAGCAGUUUAGCCAGCUAGUAAAUCGCAAAAUCCUAUAUUCCGUAACCAACGACACCUAAGAGUAAAUGGUUUACCCUUCUUCGUAAUCAGAGGGUAUACAGCUUAAAUGACUCCUCAGAGAGGUAGAUAACAGAAACCCAGUUAGUACAGUUCGUACCAACCACACCCAAGGAUAUGAAUUUGCCCGGCCUGGCGUGGUUCAGUGGUUGAACACUGACCUAUAAACCAGGAGAUUGUGGUUAGAUGCCCAGGUUGCAGGCUCGCUUCCCAGUGGGGGUUGUG